AUGAAGUGUCCGUACUGUUCAUCGGCGCAAGGACGGUGUGCCACCACAAGCUCCGGUAGAUCGAUAACGGAGUGUUCGUCUUGCGGUCGCGUAGUGGAAGAGCGACAGACUCAAAACCACCAUCUCUUUCAUCUACGCGCACAAGACAAUCCUCUCUGCCUCGUCACUCCUGAUCUCCAGACGGCGGCGCAACCGUCUCCAGAGGACGAGGAAGAUCCGUUUGAGCCCACCGGAUUCAUUACAGCCUUCUCCACCUGGUCACUCGAGCCUAGCCCAAUCUUCGCUCGCUCUUCCCUCUCAUUUUCCGGUCAUCUCGCUGAGCUCGAACGAACCCUAGAACUCGCUUCGUCCGCAUCGAAUUCUACGAAUUCUUCGACGGUUGUGGUGGACAAUCUUAGGGCUUAUAUGCAGAUCAUCGACGUGGCGUCGAUUCUAGGGUUGGAGUGCGAUAUCUCUGAGCAUGCUUUCCAGCUGUUUAGGGAUUGUUGCUCAGCUACUUGCUUGCGGAACAGAAGUGUUGAAGCGUUAGCCACUGCUUGCCUUGUUCAGGCUAUAAGGGAAGCUCAGGAGCCUAGAACUCUUCAGGAAAUCUCCAUAGCAGCCAAUGUACAGCAGAAGGAAAUAGGGAAGUACAUCAAGAUCUUAGGAGAAGCUCUACAAUUAAGUCAACCCAUCAACAGCAACUCUAUAUCAGUCCAUAUGCCAAGAUUCUGUACCCUCCUUCAACUUAACAAAUCUGCUCAGGAACUGGCAACACAUAUCGGAGAAGUAGUGAUAAACAAAUGCUUCUGCACUCGUAGGAACCCAAUCAGCAUUUCAGCAGCUGCAAUCUAUCUAGCAUGUCAGCUCGAAGACAAACGAAAGACACAAGCAGAGAUUUGCAAGAUAACCGGACUAACCGAGGUAACACUACGCAAAGUCUACAAGGAACUUCUAGAGAACUGGGACGAUCUUCUCCCAUCUAACUACACACCAGCAGUCCCACCAGAGAAAGCAUUCCCCACAACCACAAUCUCCACAACCCGCUCAACAACUCCUAGAGCCACCGUGGAUCCACCUGAACCGAGUUUCGUCCCACCAGACAACAAACCACCGGUCAAACCAGCCGAAACUAGUGAUCAUGUCCACCACCAACAACACAAAGGCAAAGAAGAUAAUAACAAGCACCCGAAAUUCCGACAGCCUUGGCUGUUUGGAACGGCUAGUGUCAUGAACCCUGGGGAGAUGAUAAGUGAUUCAGCAAAACACAAUGCUAUGGACUUUGAUAAACAGCAGCAGCUCGGAGAUAAGGACACAACACUGCCUAUAUACCUACGACAGCAUAACCAAUUCCCUUCAAAUCCAUCUCCGUCUUCGAAUAUCAGCACUAUCAAUUGGUCAUUUCGACCUUCCGUUGCCCACGGCUCUUCCAUCAACUUGCCUGUUGUUCAUCCCCCGAAGCUGCCUCCGGGCUAUGCUGAGAUUAGAGGUAGUGGAUCAUCUCAAACAGCAAACAAGAAUGCUAAUAAUCCCCAUAAAGACUUCUGCUAG
Molecule: messenger RNA, 1530 nt
Organism: Microthlaspi erraticum
Lineage: Eukaryota; Viridiplantae; Streptophyta; Magnoliopsida; Brassicales; Brassicaceae
Source: the annotation of a GenBank genome assembly